CAAACAAUAUGUAAAAUAGGCCUCAAAUAUUUAUUAUUUUUUAGUAGAAAGACACUAGAUAAACAAUAGAUUAUAAAGAGUCGGCAAAAUUCCGCAAAAGCGUAGAAGACGUUUGGUGGUGUACAGCAAACCGGCCCCCAGCAAUAUGCAUCAGCACAUGGACUUGCAUGCGCCAGUCGACUUAAAUAAGUCCCUGGACGAAAUGACGCCAGAAGAACGAAUGCGUGCUGAGCAUCAGCUGAUGGUAGAAAAACACAAGGGACACGAAGCCAUGCACUCGGAAAUGGUCAUUAUUCUGUUUGUUACGCUUGUCAUUGCACAAAUAAUACUUGUGGAAUGGAAAAAGCGCCAUUACAGCUCCUAUGCAUUUUUAACGCUACUUGCAAUGUGGUUCAUACCAUUCAUAAUUUCCUGUUCCUUUGGCUGGGUACGGUUUAUUGUUAUUUGGAUAAUAUUUACAUGCAUAACUGCAUGUGUUAUGCGCCGAGCCAUGAGCAAACCUAUACAAGGUACCACACCAAGGCUCGUCUACAAAUGGUUUUACUUUAUCUACAAGCUGAGCUAUGGACUUGGUAUUAUUGGCUAUUUGCUCAUCAUGGCUGCCUUGUUGGGUAUGAACUACAUAUUCGCACAGCCACCAAAUACCUGGAUGGAUGUGGGCCUAAUGUUCUGUUUCUACGGUCUCUAUAUAGGAGUACUUGGCCGUGAUAUUUCUGAAAUAUGCUCGGAUAAGAUGGCAGCUGCUAUUGGCUAUUACACCCCUCAAGGCAUUCCCACGCGGCACCUGGAUCACAAUGUGUGCGCUGUCUGCGGUAAUAAACUGUUGGUUUCCGAAAAAGAGGAGAGCGUCAUUGAAAACACAUACAAGCUGUCCUGUAAUCAUGUGUUUCAUGAGUUCUGCAUACGUGGUUGGUGUAUUGUGGGCAAGAAGCAGACGUGUCCAUACUGCAAGGAGAAGGUCGAUCUGCAGAAAAUGUUUCGAAAUCCGUGGGAAAGACCGCACGUACUCUAUGGCCGCCUGCUGGACUGGAUUCGCUGGCUUGUUGCUUGGCAACCUUGCAUUUUUUUCAUAGUACAUGGGAUCAAUUGGUUGUUAGGCUUAGAAUAGCUCAAUUAAACUGUUGUCCGGUAUCUAGUCAGCCUCUUUCAUGUCUAUGUAUGUAUGUAUUAUAAAUAGUGAAGCGCGUGUUAACCGAAACCAAAGCUAAAUUAACAGUAGCAUGUUCAGCGUAUCUCCAUACGCACUAUAACAAAUCAUUGUUUUGACUUGCUAACUUUUUCACAAUAUACAAGUGUACAUACAUAUUCGAUGUUAUGUUUCAGUAACAGACGGGUGCUUGUACUAUCUAUUUUUCCACUAAUGUUUCAUUAUAAGUGAACAUUGUUUUAGAUAUUUACAUAUGUAUUUCUUAAUACAUAAGUGCACAUGCAUCUACAUAUGUGCCAUUGGUGAGUGGUAAAUUUAUGUGUAUAAAAUGUGUGAAAAAAAUUUUAAUUUAGAUUUCGACACCAAAAACUUUAAAUGUAAAAACUAUAUAAACACAGAAAAACUA
Messenger RNA from Scaptodrosophila lebanonensis, 1553 nucleotides. Its product is annotated as RING finger protein 121. Gene Ontology annotation, molecular function: metal ion binding; ubiquitin protein ligase activity. The record is from RefSeq and is a predicted model, not a curated record. Lineage: Eukaryota; Metazoa; Arthropoda; Insecta; Diptera; Drosophilidae. The coding region runs from base 146 to 1108 and encodes 320 amino acids. Gene Ontology annotation, cellular component: Golgi membrane; endoplasmic reticulum membrane. The transcript has 6 exons.